GACAGCCACCGAUACUUGAUAUAACGUCACUAGACCUUUGACGUGAAAUCGUAUUACCGGGAAGUCAAUUUUUCGUGGAAAUACAGGUACCGUAUACACAGCUUGGUCAUACAGACACGGUUGACAGACGGCUACAGAGGAAAUACAGGUACCGUAUACAAAGCUUGGUCAUACAGACACGGUUAGAUUGAUGACAGACGGCUACAGAGGAAAUACAGGUACCGUAUACACAGCUUGGUCAUACAGACACGGUUAGAUUGAUGACAGACGGCUAGAGGAAAACUUACUCAGGGGAUUCGCAUAUACAAGACUUAGCACGUUAAGGAGGGCUUUCAAAUUAAACCGAAAUGGCAAACAAAUGGACAAGACAGAAUGAACAUAUGUCCAACACCGACCGUGUUAAACACGAGUCAAUCAGCUCAUUCAUAAAAGAACAUGUGCAACCGAUUCUUGAUGGUUGGGAAAAGGAUAUAAAGAACUUUAUAAUAUCAAAUCCAAAGCCAGCACCGGAUCAACGAAUGAUGGUUCUUACCAUAGUUUCGCGAAUGGCGGAACAAACGAAACAACUACAGUCCACUUAUGGUGUCUAUGUUUACACUACUGGUUACAAAGAGCUACCAAAAGAGACGAGGUUUUCUCAACACAUGUUAACAAUGACAAAUGAGUGGAAAAGGGAUUGUAAGCAUAUAGAAAAAACCCAUUCUGCGAAGCACAAUGAAAAACCAGAUCAAACACUAGGUUUGGCUACACUGUUUUGUGAAAUGCAAGUGCAGAUUCAGUAUUGGAUGGAACAUUUAACUCCAAGCAAAACUAAGCAACAACAACAAGGCACUUCUGUUGCACAGCAUGGUGGAACAGACGGGCAACAGCCGAGACACCAUCCCCAGAAUGUACCGCCAACGACAGAUGCACGACAGACGCCGUCAAAACGUCCACCGGAUGGAUCGCUAACAACAGAUGAACGACAAAAGCUCCAAGAUGAAAUAAGUAACUUAGGGAUGAAAUAUGAUUCAAAAGUGGCAGAAAACUUAGAGUAUCAGAAACAAGAAUCGCAACAUGCUGCUGACAUGGAUAAACUGAAAAAAGAAAUUGAGAGACAAAGAGAAGAACUGAAUAAACAAGCCAUGGCUAAUUGUAAGGUCACAAGGGAAAAGGAUGAGGCCUUGAACAGACUUAGUGAAAUAGCAGGUCAAAAACUACGACAGAACAACCCAGCCAUCACCGAUCUAAGUACUGAUAACAGACCGACCAAAAUAGCCGAGCGUUUUAAAGAGUUGUAUGCCAACCAAUGGACUGAUGCAUUUACGGAGCUGACGUCAGAUCAUUCGUGUUCUGAAAUAAAAGCCAUAGAUAUUCUCCUCGGAUCCCUGGACGAAAGUUUUGAUUUCACGGCCAGCAUAUCAGAAAAUCAGCUGCAACGAUUAGAACACAGCACACAGAUGCUGACAAACAUAGAAAAGACAGAUACGCAUGGAGCGGUCAUGCAAAACAGACAGGUUGAUUUGGCGAAAACCCUUCCUGCCAAAAGCGGAAAUAGAGAUCAAACGCAACUGCAAUCUGAACACACAGGAGACAAAAUGCAACCAGUUCCAUUGUCGCCGGAGUGUGCAGACCUACUUAGACAAGUGCUGAAAGCUUCAGCUCCUGCUUUACUUCCUGAAGUACAACAACAUUUCCUAAGAGACAGACAAGCAAAGGUAAAGAUUCCAGAAGGAAAAAGGGGAAACGCGAUGAUCGAAUUCUACAAAGAAUGUGCAGCGAUCACUUGGUACAUGAAUGUCCAAACACCUCGUCUAUAUUUGGCACCAAAACCGACAACAGGUACACCGGUUCAGACUGACCUGUACUCUUUGUACACACAAUCCGGGGAGAAGGUCGAUUAUGUCGUCUGGCCGGCCUGUCUACUUCAUGAGAAUGGCCCUUUAUUGGCCAAAGGAAUAUUGCAGCCAUUCAAAAUGGAACGAAAAGGAGGAGCUAAAGAAGAAAAAAAGAAUGUCGCUUCGAAUGGUAGAAGCGAGACUCAGGAGAAAGGUUCAGGCAGUGAUGGAAAAUCAAUUAUAGACCAAAAUAACGUCAAUACUUCAUCCGGGAGAAAGAGCAGUACGGGAGGUAAUGUCAAAAACACACAUUUUUAGUCUGCCAUGACAUAGCACCAUUUUAUGAUUACUUAUAUUUGUGUUCCGAUAUAGUAAAACACGGACAGAGACAGCAGCCAAUGUAGCCGAAUCUUAAUAUAUCACUGCUAAUACUCGUGGUCCAUACUAUAGUAAUCAUAAGGGGACCUUGACGUUAACAUGUUCCAAUUCUUAACGUACUGUUUUCGUUUGUGGCGCUUUUAAUAAGUGGAAAAUUGACUUUGUCAGCGUAGACAUAAAAAUGUAAUAGGAAGCUUAUCAGAAGAUAUUAUAGAAGACUUGUAACCGAUACUCCUCAAUAAUUACAACCAUUAUAAUAUUUACGGAUGGUUCAAUCACUUCCAUUAUGAUAAAUAUCAUUGUUCUUUUGCGGGGUCUUCUCGUGACGCCGUUCGCUACUGUAUUUAAAUACGUAUUUAUCCUCACAUAAUAUCUCUUAAACGUUUUCCUCAACUCUAUAUACAUUAUAAAUAUAAACUUGUAUUGUAAAAUAUGGAGUGUAUACGUGGUUUCUAUAAUACAUAUGCCAACAUGUGUUGAAUAUUUAAUACAAAUAUGUUUUGAAAAAAAAAAAAAAAAAUGUAACUUACAAUAACUUUGAUGUGUGCUUACAUACUACCGAUGGUCAGUUUUUUUAUAAUUUGUAUAUAUAAGUGUCAAGAAUACGAAUAAUUUCUAUGCUGCUCCAAUUUUACUUAACAUUGACCUAAGAGUCAGUGCACUUACUUGGGUACAUCAAUACAUAAUAUAUAUAUUGUUAAUUUAUUUGUAUAUCAACAAGUAAUACAAUUAUUCAAAUUUGAUUAUGAUCAAUGUUUGAAACGUUUUGAGCACGAUUUUUAUAUUCCUGUACAAUUGUACCCUGUGUAUAUAAGUUCUCCUAUGACUUGGGACUGGUGUUGGGUUUAUUUUAUUAUUUUGGUAAUGUUUUACAUAAAUAUAUGAUACAUCUAUAUUAAAAGUUGUAUAUAUUUAUUAAAAGAAUUAUGUAUUAACACUGUCUACCUUUCUUCAACCGGAUGCCGUCACGUAGGCGAAUAUGAACCCAAAUGAUAUUUGAUUUGACCAAACAAUGUAGUCAGAAUGUGGUAUUCAAUGUAACACUGAUUUUCACUGAUGGUCAAGUUAAACAAAAAUUGUAUCUCUCUGAUCAGUGCAAUGUUUCAGAGUAAACAAUGUCAAUCAAACACUUUAAAUCGACGUGAACAACGGAAAUUUCUUUAUUUCGAUGUGAACCAUGUUAAUUAAACACACUAACUCGAUGUGGAUAAUGAGCAAUUCUUUAUUUGGAUGUGAACCAUGUGAACUUAGCACUUUAACUCGACGUAAACAAUAAGCUAUUUUUUAUUCGAUGUGAACAACGAUCAAUGUUUUUAUCAACGUGAACAAUGAAAUAUCAACAUUUUAAUUCGAAGUAAACAAUGAUCACUCUUUAUAAUGAUGCAAACAAUUACCAAAACUAUAAAUAGAUAAAACAAAAACAAAACAAAAACCUCAUAUAUCGACACACAAUCGGACGUAGUGGUAAAUACAUUCACAUACUAGCAUGAGUUAACAUACAAUGCUUAUUUGUCUAUUUCCCGUAUCUACUGUAAAUCUCUAGCGCCUUACGGGGGUACAAAUAUAGUUUGUCAUUAACAUUUUAUUCGUCAACAUGUACCAAUAUUGUCAACGUAAAUUGUUCGACUAUUAAUCUAUUAUACAGUGUAGUACUGUUCUGUGAUAGUUUAUUGUUAGUUUCACCGUCACUUCCAGCUUCAGCCAUCAAUGAAAAAACCUAAAAGUAAAUGUAUAUUCAUCGAGGCUUGAUACAAAUAUGGCGGAGUAUCUCUGUCUAGUUAGUCUUCGAUUGUCUUGGCAUAACUCGUUUUCUGCUUGGAUGAAAAACUAUUAUUGAUCUUCAUUGGCUCUAACAGAUGUUUUGUGAAACGUGUAUUGACGAUCAUACACACAUACAAAUGUAUUAUCCAUUUUAUAGAGAAAAUUAUAAGAUUUUAAGGAAAUGUUUACGAAUCACAAGAACAAUCGGAAAGCAUGAAUUAUCAUUUGUGGAGAUAUGCUGUAAUGCUUUUUUUUUAUAUAAAUAAAAGGAUAUAUUCAGAGUAUGGUGGAAUUGUCUUUUCGUUAUCAUUACAUAAUACACAACCACCAGUUUGAUGUUAUUUAAUUACAAUAAUGUUGCUUUAAAAGAUAAUCUUAAUUUCUGAUUUUAAAAACAAAAGUAUAU
Molecule: messenger RNA, 4362 nt
Organism: Mizuhopecten yessoensis (Yesso scallop)
Lineage: Eukaryota; Metazoa; Mollusca; Bivalvia; Pectinida; Pectinidae
Exons: 8
Coding region: 348-2135 (595 amino acids)
Source: RefSeq, a predicted model, not a curated record